GAUAGCCCUGCAGGCUGCACCAUGAACCAUCAACCGGAGAACCAAAACAAAAUCUAAAAAUUUGUUUCAUUGACAUUAUUGUCCGAAAACAGUACAUAGUUUUUAAAGCAAUUUUCCCACUAGCACAACUGUUUUUAGUACCCAGAGAACUUGCCUGGAGACGAAAUUCUAAUUGCAAGCCUACAAUCCAUAACAGAGAACAAACCAUACCCAAAAAAUGCGAAAUUUUAGUAAAAUUUCGUUUAUAUUAGUCUUAUAUGCGACUUUGGCUUUUAGCCAAGAGGCCACAAAUCAACUCAACCAAUAUGCCGAGGCUGUGCAAAAGUCCACUCAUACCAAUAAUUGGGCUGUACUGGUAGAUGCUUCUCGUUUCUGGUUCAAUUAUCGUCAUGUGGCUAAUGUCCUAUCGAUUUACCGCUCAGUUAAGCGUUUGGGCAUACCCGAUUCUCAGAUAAUCCUUAUGAUUGCCGAUGAUAUGGCUUGCAAUCCUCGAAAUCCACGUCCCGGACAAGUGUAUAACAAUGCCAAUCAGCAUAUUAAUGUAUAUGGUGAUGAUGUGGAGGUAGAUUAUCGUGGUUAUGAGGUGACAGUUGAGAACUUUGUGCGUCUUUUGACGGGACGUACACAAAAUGGCACUGCUCGCUCUAAGAAACUUCUUACGGAUGCCGGCAGCAAUGUUUUGAUUUACUUGACCGGCCAUGGGGGUGAUGGUUUUCUAAAAUUCCAAGAUUCUGAAGAGAUUACCAGUCAAGAGUUGGCCGAUGCUGUGGAACAAAUGUGGGAGAAGAAAAGAUACAAUGAACUCUUCUUGAUGGUGGAUACAUGUCAGGCAGCCUCUUUAUAUGAAAAAUUCACCUCGCCGAAUGUUUUAGCUGUAGCCAGCAGCUUGGUGGGUGAAGAUUCUUUAUCGCAUCAUGUUGACUCCUCCAUUGGUGUUUACAUGAUUGAUCGUUACACUUAUUAUGCCCUGGAGUUUUUGGAGAAAGUACAACCAAAUACCGACAAAACUAUGGGAGAAUUUUUAAAAGUCUGUCCCAAGCGUUUAUGCAUUUCGACAGUGGGUGUGCGCAAAGAUUUGUACAAACGUGACCCACAUAAAGUUCCUAUAACAGACUUUUUCGGUUCCAUUCGUCCCACGGAGAUUACAACAGGGAGAGUUAAUGUUACAAUGGCAGAGGAAGAAGAUUUCAUUGAAGCCUUUCUUCAACAGCAGGAAACAAAUUCCCAACAUUCCACUUUUAAUGUACAAUUCGAGCCGCAAUUUCCCAAAGAUUUAUUUAAAUAGUAGUCCCCUAAGGUCUUGCAGACUAUACCACUUGUAUUAGCAUUUAAAACGGCAUAAACAUUGGAACACCUUUCAUAACCAACGUCCCAUGAGGGUGUAG
This is a messenger RNA of Stomoxys calcitrans (stable fly), 1385 nucleotides long. RefSeq names its product putative GPI-anchor transamidase (gene PIG-K). Gene Ontology annotation, biological process: protein localization to cell surface; proteolysis; attachment of GPI anchor to protein. The record is from RefSeq and is a predicted model, not a curated record. NCBI's taxonomy places the organism in Eukaryota, Metazoa, Arthropoda, Insecta, Diptera, Muscidae. Gene Ontology annotation, molecular function: GPI-anchor transamidase activity. The coding region runs from base 218 to 1285 and encodes 355 amino acids. Gene Ontology annotation, cellular component: GPI-anchor transamidase complex. The transcript is spliced from 7 exons.